AUGGAGCUCACGCCGGCCUACCUCCGCACCGCCGCCGAGUCCUACAAGGCUGAGAUACGCGCCGUCGACUUCGCUCAGGAAGGCAGCAGGGAGAAGACGAGGAAGGAGAUCAACGAGUGGGCGGCGGCGGAGACGGACAAUCUCAUCCCGGAGAUCCUGCCGGAGGGGUCACUGUCCGACGGCUCGAGGCUCGUGCUCACCAACACCAUCUACUUCAAGGGCGUGUGGGAGAGCCGCUUCCCCGAGGCCCUCACCGAGCACCGCACGUUCCACCGCCUGGGCGGCGCCAGCGCCGCCAUCAUCGUCCCCUUCAUGACCUUUUAUCCGGGACUGCACGGCCUCUUCGUCUCCUACCACAAGGACUUCGACGUGCUCAAGCUCCCCUACAAGACCGGCAGCGACGCCACGGCCCGGUACUCGAUGUGCGUGUUCCUCCCGCACACGCGUGGCGGGCUGCGCGCCAUGACCAGCGCUCUGGCAGCCCGCGGCUCCCUGCUCGACCACGUGCCGAAGCAUACGAUCAAGGUGACUAAGCUCCUGCUGCCCAAGUUCAAGCUCUCCUUCUUCUGCCGCCUCGCCGAGGUGCUCGAGAGCCUGGGACUCCGGCAGGCGUUCAGCGAGGAGGCCGAUCUGUCCGGCCUGGUGGAGAGGAGCGUCUGCGACGUGCGCUUGGACGAGGUGUUCCAUAAGGCGGUCGUUGAGGUGAACGAGGAGGGCACCAAGGCGGCGGCCUGCACCGCCGUCAGUGGCCGCAGGAAGCAGUGUGCAAUGAGGGUGACUGCGAGGGAGUUCGUCGCCGACCACCCGUUCGCGUUUUAUAUAGUGGAGGAGGUGUCCGGGGCCGUGGUCUUUGCCGGCCAUGUCCUUGACCCUUCUUCUAGCUCACAGUAG
Triticum turgidum subsp. durum (durum wheat) is the source of this 891-nucleotide messenger RNA. The record is from the annotation of a GenBank genome assembly. Lineage: Eukaryota; Viridiplantae; Streptophyta; Magnoliopsida; Poales; Poaceae.